Molecule: messenger RNA, 3211 nt
Organism: Neltuma alba
Lineage: Eukaryota; Viridiplantae; Streptophyta; Magnoliopsida; Fabales; Fabaceae
Product: protein QUIRKY-like
Exons: 2
Coding region: 12-3080 (1022 amino acids)
Source: RefSeq, a predicted model, not a curated record
AGAGAGAGAACAUGACGACGCCGAUGCAGCCUCCACCGCUUGGUCCGGGAUUUGUCAGAAAGCUUAUCGUUGAAGUAGUGGAUGCGCGCAAUCUCCUUCCCAAGGAUGGCCAGGGAAGCUCCAGCCCUUACGUCGUCGCUGACUUUGAUGGACACAGGAAAAGGACCAGUUCCCAGUACAAGGACCUUAACCCGGUUUGGAACGAGGUUCUUGAGUUCAUUGUAUCUGACCCCCAUAACAUGGAGUUCGAAGAGCUAAAUAUUGAGGUCAACAACGACAAGAAGUUUGGAAAUGGAAGUGGCCGGAAAAAUCACUUCCUAGGCAGGGUGAGGCUGUACGGAACUCAAUUCUCCAAGAGAGGGGAUGAAGGUUUGGUGUACUAUACGCUGGAGAAGAGGAGCGUGUUUAAUUGGGUUAGGGGCGAAAUAGGCCUUAAGAUUUAUUACUAUGAUGAGAUGAUGGAGGAAGAAGGACCGCCUCCGCAGCCAGAGCAGGAGCCACAGCAGCAAGCUCCAGAGCAUGAGGGUCCGGGCGUAGUAGUUGAGGAAGGAGGAGCGUUUGAGGUCCAAGGCCCGCCGGAGCAUUGCGUACCUGGAGUCCCUCAUUCACCGCAUGUUGUGGUUAUUGAAGAAUCGCCACCGCCGGUGGUCCAUGUACCGCAGUAUCAACCUAUGCCGGAAAUGGCAGGACAACCACCACCUGUAUCGGGAAUACCCCCUCCAGAGGUCCGAAGAAUGCAGUCAGGAAGAAUACCGGGAGGGGAGAGAGUUAGGAUUUUGAAAAGGCCCAAUGGAGAUUACUCGCCAAAAGUGAUCUCUAAAAAGCCCACCGGCGUCGAUUCUGAGAGAGUUCACCCCUAUGAGCUGGUGGAGCCGAUGCAAUACCUGUUUGUCAAAAUCGUCAAGGCUCGUGGGUUGGCCCCGAAUGAGAGUCCAUAUGUGAAGAUUCGAGGGUCAUCGGGUCCCUUGCUCACAUCAAAACCUGCGCAAUACCGUCCAAAUGAGCCCAAUGACUCGCCGGAGUGGAACCAGGUUUUCGCUCUCGGACACAAGGCUGACACAGCGAGCACGACAUUGGAGAUCUCGGUUUGGGAUUAUCCAACUGAGCAAUUUUUGGGCGGUGUUUGCUUUGAUCUCUCCGACGUACCUGUACGAGACCCUCCUGAUAGUCCAUUGGCUCCGCAAUGGUACCGCCUUGAAGGUGGUGCCGUAGAACAAAAUUCAGGCAGAGUUUCAGGUGAUAUUCAACUUGCCGUCUGGAUUGGUACACAAGCAGAUGAAGCAUUCCCGGAGGCAUGGAGCUCCGACGUACCAGACGUGGCAUACACACGCUCUAAAGUAUACCAGUCGCCUAAGCUUUGGUACUUGCGUGUGAACAUCAUUGAAGCUCAAGACCUCAACAUCCCUCCGAAUCUACCCCCAUUAACGGCGCCGGAGAUUCGAAUAAAAGUACAGUUAGGAUUCCAAAGCCAACGAACAAGGCGAGGGUGCAUGAACAACCACAGCCUAUCAAUCCAUUGGAACGAAGACCUGCUCUUUGUGGCCGGCGAGCCUCUCGAAGAAGAUCCCAUGAUCCUGCUAGUAGAAGACCGUACGACCAGGGAGGCCGCGAUCCUGGGACACAUCGUAAUCCCACUGACUUCCAUUGAGCAACGAAUCGACGAGCGCCACGUGGCUUCGAAAUGGUUCUCCCUUGAUGGUCUUAACGGGUGUGGCCCCUACAGGGGCCGAGUCCACCUGAGACUAUGCUUGGAAGGAGGCUAUCACGUGCUGGACGAAGCGGCACACGUAUGCAGUGACUUCCGGGCGACGGCGAAACAGCUGUGGAAGCCGCCCAUUGGAAUUCUUGAACUCGGAAUCUUAGGGGCGCGCAGUCUCAUUCCCAUGAAACCCAGACCAGGAGGAAAGGGGUCCACCGAUGCUUACUGUGUGGCUAAAUACGGGAAGAAAUGGGUUCGCACUCGAACCAUCACAGACAGCUUUGAUCCACGUUGGAACGAGCAGUACACGUGGCAAGUGUACGACCCAUGUACAGUUUUGACCAUCGGCGUCUUUGACAAUUGGCGAAUGUUUGUUGACGCAUCAGAAGAUAAACCUGACAAUCGCAUUGGGAAGGUUCGAAUACGAGUAUCUACUCUGGAGAGUAAUAAGGUGUACACAAGUUCAUAUCCUCUGUUGGUGUUAUCCCGAUGUGGGUUGAAGAAAAUCGGUGAGAUUGAGCUAGCAGUUCGUUUUGCCUGUCCUUCAUUGCUGCCUGAUACAUGUGCACUUUACGGGCAGCCAUUGUUUCCUAGAAUGCAUUAUCUUCGUCCCCUCGGCUUGGCUCAACAGGAGGCACUACGGGGAGCCGCCACAAAGAUGGUGGCGCAGUGGCUCUCGAAGGCGGAGCCACCGCUGGGGCACGAGGUGGUUCGGUACAUGUUGGAUGCGGACUCGCACACUUGGAGCAUAAGGAAGAGCAAGGCCAAUUGGUGUCGGAUCGUGGCGGUUCUGGCUUGGGCCAUCGGGUUGGCAAAAUGGUUGGACGACAUCAGAAGGUGGAGGAAGCCGGUGACGACUGUUCUGGUCCAUAUUCUAUACCUGGUACUUGUUUGGUAUCCAGAUUUGAUUGUCCCUACUGGCUUCUUAUACGUGGUUUUGAUUGGCAUAUGGUAUUACCGGUUCAGACCCAGGAUACCGGCUGGGAUGGAUACCCGAUUGUCACAAGCCGAAACAGUUGACCCGGAUGAGUUAGAUGAGGAAUUUGACACAAUGCCCAGUUCAAGGCCACCUGAUAUAGUUCAGGUGAGAUACGACAGGUUACGCAUGUUGGCUGCUCGGGUCCAAACUGUGUUGGGUGAUUUUGCAGCACAAGGGGAGAGGCUGCAAGCCUUGGUGAGUUGGAGGGAUCCAAGGGCCACGAAGAUAUUCAUUGCAAUGUGUCUGACAAUUACAGUGACAAUGUAUGUGGUUCCACCAAAAAUGGUGGCUGUGGCUUUAGGAUUUUACUACCUGCGACAUCCCAUGUUCAGGGACCCCAUGCCUUCUGCUUCCUUAAACUUUUUCAGGAGACUGCCAAGUCUGUCUGAUCGGCUGAUGUAGAUUGAUUCACAUUACCGUAGGUCUAUUUUUUCAUUUGCUUUUUUUGGGACAAUUUUUCAGACAUCAGAUUUUAAAUAUUGGGGAUGGAUGGUGGGAGUAGGGGUGAGACAACAAUGCAACCAUUUGGCCUU